Messenger RNA from Lampris incognitus (smalleye Pacific opah), 3654 nucleotides. It is a transcript of the gene mmut, whose product is annotated as methylmalonyl CoA mutase. The coding region runs from base 88 to 2352 and encodes 754 amino acids. Gene Ontology annotation, cellular component: mitochondrion. Gene Ontology annotation, molecular function: methylmalonyl-CoA mutase activity; cobalamin binding; metal ion binding. Lineage: Eukaryota; Metazoa; Chordata; Actinopteri; Lampriformes; Lampridae. The record is from RefSeq and is a predicted model, not a curated record. The transcript is spliced from 13 exons.
GACGAAAACACACCCUUCGUGUGAAGUCUGCAGAACACAACAAACGACAAGCUGUUCCAUGUGUAUGUGAUUCAUACAGCAGUAAGCAUGCUAACCGCACAGAAGGCAUGUGCAGCCUUGGCUUCCAGGCGCCUUGUUGGUGCUUCUAUACCCUCCACAUUCUCACACUCCCGGCAGCUCCAUACGACAAGGUCAUGUCAAGACCAGGUGGAACUGAAUCCAGAAUGGGUCAACCUGGCUAAGAAACAGCUAAAGGGGAAGAACCCAGAGGAUCUGAUAUGGCACACGCCAGAAGGCAUCAACAUCAAGCCUGUUUAUUCUAAAGCCGACUCGGCUGCUUCACCAGAUGAACUGCCGGGUGUGUUUCCCUACACUAGGGGGCCCUACCCCACCAUGUACACAUACAGACCCUGGACCAUCAGGCAGUACGCUGGCUUCAGCACAGUGGAGGAGAGCAACAAGUUCUACAAAGAUAACAUUAAAGCUGGACAACAAGGUCUCUCUGUGGCCUUUGACCUUCCCACUCACCGUGGUUAUGACUCAGACAAUCCGCGUGUCCGCGGAGAUGUUGGAAUGGCUGGAGUGGCCAUAGACACAGUGGAGGACAUGAAGAUGCUGUUUGAUGGAAUCCCCCUGGAGAAGAUGUCCGUUUCCAUGACGAUGAAUGGGGCAGUCAUCCCUGUACUGGCCAUGUUUAUCGUGACAGGAGAGGAGCAGGGUGUGUCCAAGGCCAAACUGACUGGCACCAUCCAGAAUGACAUCCUGAAGGAGUUCAUGGUGCGCAACACAUAUAUUUUCCCGCCGGAGCCUUCCAUGCACGCUAUCGCCGACAUCUUUGCAUAUACCUCCAAGCACAUGCCAAAGUUCAACUCAAUUUCCAUCAGUGGCUACCAUCUUCAGGAGGCUGGAGCAGAUGCCAUCUUGGAAGUGGCCUACACCAUUGCCAAUGGCUUAGAGUACUGCCGCACAGGCCUUAAAGCCGGCCUUAGCAUUGACGAGUUUGCCCCCAGGUUGUCAUUUUUCUGGGGCAUUGGAAUGAAUUUCUACAUGGAAAUUGCCAAGCUGAGGGCAGCCAGGAGACUGUGGGCCACACUCAUCAAAGAGAACUUCCAGCCCAAGAAUGCAAAGUCUCUCCUCCUCCGCACACACUGCCAGACUUCAGGCUGGUCUCUCACUGAACAGGACCCUUACAACAAUGUGGUGCGCACUGUCAUCGAAGCCAUGGCAGCCGUGUUUGGGGGGACCCAGUCGCUCCACACCAACUCUUUUGACGAGGCCCUGGGUUUGCCCACAGUGAAGAGUGCCCGCAUCGCCAGGAACACUCAGAUCAUCAUCCAGGAGGAGUCAGGCAUCCCCAAGGUGGCCGACCCCUGGGGGGGCUCGCACAUGAUGGAGGCCCUCACCAAUGACGUCUAUAACACAGCUCUAAAGUUUAUCAAGGAAAUUGAGGAAAUGGGCGGCAUGGCCAAGGCUGUGGCAGAGGGCAUCCCGAAACUACGCAUUGAGGAAUGUGCUGCACGUAGACAGGCCCGCAUUGACUCAGGUUCAGAGGUCAUUGUGGGAGUGAACAAGUACCGCCUGGAAAAGGAGGAGACGGUGGAGGUGCUGGCCAUAGAUAACACCCUGGUGCGCCAGAAACAGAUCGAUAAACUCACAAAGGCGAGGGAGAGCCGUGACCCAGAAAAGGCAAAGCAGUGCUUGGCUGACAUUGAGGAGUGCGCCCGAACCAGGAAGGGGAACCUGCUUGCCCUGGCUGUGGAGGCCGCCCGAGCCAGGUGUUCAGUCGGGGAGAUAACUGAUGCCAUGAAGGAGGUGUUUGGAGAACACAAAGCCAGCACCAGGAUGGUGAGCGGCGCUUACCGAAGUGAGUUUGGGGAGCAUGAAGAGAUAUCUCUGGCCCACAACAGGGUCUCAGAUUUUAAGAAGCACGAGGGCAGGAAUCCUCGUCUGCUGGUGGCCAAGAUGGGGCAGGAUGGCCAUGACAGGGGCGCUAAGGUCAUUGCCACGGGGUUUGCUGAUCUGGGCUUCGAUGUAGACAUUGGACCACUUUUUCAGACUCCCCUGGAGGUGGCACAGCAGGCGGUAGAUGCAGAUGUACACUGUGUCGGGGUCAGCACACUGGCAGCAGGACACAAAACCCUGGUGCCUGAGCUCAUCAAGGAGCUGAGGAACCUCAACAGGCCGGACAUCCUUGUCAUCUGCGGAGGUGUCAUCCCACCACAGGACUACGACUUCUUGUACCAGAGCGGUGUGUGUUCCAUCUUUGGCCCGGGCACCAGGAUCCCACAAGCUGCAGUUGAGGUUAUCGACAACAUCGAGAAGAGCCUGGAAAAUAUCCGUCAGGCCAUAUGAAAACUUAGCCAAAAUCCACAACAGUGAUAAAGCUGCUGGACCUCUGUGUCACUGACAGAGUUGCAUAUGGGAAGCUGAUGGUGCUGUAUGUAUUCUGUUUGACCAGCAGCUAAAGGCCUUCAUUUCCUACUCUCAAUUUGCAAAAUGCGCAGCAGUAAAGGUUCUGAUGAAGACUCAAGUCAUUAAUCUUGAGCAACACAGAGAGCACGGACUAAGACAUUGCGACUGGGAUUGGGAUUGUUUUUGGGUUGUUUUUUUUUUCUUCAGAUUUACCUUGCGAAUAUAUGUGUACUCAGUUGGACAUUUUCAACCCUGUAAACUAUAAAAAACAACAGCCAGCCCAACACAAAGUUUGGUUAAAUGAAAAAAAAAACGCAUUCCAGGAUUCAAAACGGCAUAGAUGAAGAGCUAUUGCAUCCCCCACAGGAAGCUGUCACAUCGUUUUGUGUCCUUGUGAUUUAUUCACUCACUUUUAGGAGCACAGCCCCUAUUUGGGUACCACACAAUUAUGGCAGAAAGCAGUGAUGAGACACUCGAGUUCUCAACAACUUGGUCAGUAAUAUCCCACAAAUAUCCUGGACAUUGGCCACCCACAGAAGAGUUUGAACCCUAACACUUGGCGUGUAGUAUUGAGGUUGGUGUUAAAGACAACUUUCCAACAGAGUUGUAAACUGUCCCGCAUUUAUUACAUAGAUUGUGGCAUUUUAUUUCGUCAUGUGGAGGUUUAUUUAGAGAUCUACGAUUAAGUACAGUAAAGUAUGACCACAAUAAGAAUUUUGUUAAGGAUCAGCAGAACAGUUUGCUUGCAUAACAAAUAAGACGCUACACAGCAAGAAGAAUACAAUUGGGCUUUUGUGUAAAUAUAAUGCUUUUUAUUGAAAUGACUGUACAUCUUGAUCUCAGUGGAUCCCAUCAAGAAGUGAUCGAGGUUAUUAAAAUGGAUAUGAGUACACUGGAGCUAAACUCAAGACUAACUGCUCUCUACUACUUACAUAUAUCUUAACAGCGCCUCCUUUUCAGUGGAAAUCAAGAGAUGAUGGAAAGUGGCCUUCUCUUGUUUCGUCCUUUCACUGCUUGUUACAUAGUUCUGAUUCCUCUUUAGAGGUAACGUUUACCCUUCAUUGAGCUCAGAUUAUAUUUUUCUACAUUAUUCUGAAUGUUUGAUUCUCUUGCUGGAGUGAACAAUAAAGCAAUUAAACUUUGAAAAUGUUUCUCCCUUCCCUCUACAUCACGUGGACUCUUCUUUUCACUUUUGUGUCAGAAAUUUGAGCAGACCCAAAAUUAGUAAGGCUAAGCCAGAGA